AUGGUUGCCAGCUCUCCAGCCUCGAUGGGAUCGUCCUCCGCCCGGCGAGUAAGCUCCUCGUCUCGAGACAGCACGGAAGCUCUUUCAGCUCAACGUCUGUCAUGCGAGGAGUGUCAGAAGCGCAAGAGCAAGUGCGACAAGCAACUUCCUUGCUCUGUGUGCAAGCAACGUGGUAUCGCUUGUACUCCCGCUUAUCACGAUCCCCACAAGCAAAGGAAGAAGCGCUUCGCGGAGAGAGAACUCCUCGACCGCAUUCAGAAGUACGAGGCUCUUCUCACCUCUGCUGGCGUUGACAAGGAUCAAGAUGUCUCUGCGAUUGAUCUAUCGUCUGCGGGGUCCGUUCCAAGAAAACGCACGAGGCGCUCGUCUUCGGAGGUGACGUCUUCGCCGGGUCUGCGUUUCAACAGUCUCACGGGUCGACCGAGGGUGUCAGAAGCCGAUGCACCCCCUUCCCCACCGCACACGUCUAGCAUCGAUCCUGACAUUAACCACCUCGAAUCGAUCCUCGAGACCGUCACCCCGCUCAAGGCGCCCUCGAUCUACACGCCUGCGAGCUCUGCUCAUGGCGUCCCGCCUCCGCACUCGUCUCCUGUAGUAUGCCACUCGAGAAAUGCGCCUGCGACUGACGUAGUUUCUGCCGCUUCCGCACCCGAUCACACGGUCUCGUCGACGCUCGUGAUCCACAAGCACCUCGAUCUCAUGUUCAAAGACGACGGAUCGAGCUACUUCCACUUUGACGACCACUGUCCCGGCCAGCCUCUCCAGCAUCCCGAAACAAGCCUCAUGUUCCGCCUGCUCCACCUUUACGAGCAGAACAUCCACCCUCUCGUCCGGGUCGUUCACAUGCCGAGCGUCCGCGAGCGGCUCUGCGACAUCACCGCCGAUCCUGCAGCCGCCAACGCUCAAGACCAUGCCAUCUUCUUCGCCAUGUAUACCGUCACCAUCGGCACGCUGACCGAAGACGAGUCGGAACGCCUCUUCGGACGCGAAGAGAGAAAGGUCAUCUGGGAACGACACCGCCGCAACACGCAGACUGCGCUCUGCCGGGCCGACCUGAUGAGGUCCUCCAGCCUAGGACCCGUCCAAGCCUUUAUGCUGUAUCUGCUGACUUUGUGCAAAGACGUCGAUCCACGCUCCUACGGCAUCUUCACUGGCAGCGCGACGCGGAUGGUGCAGCGCUUGAUGGUGUUUCGACAAUCGAGCCGGCUUACCCUGUGGCCGGCUGCUAGCAACGUCACGCCCGUUCAUCAGGAGAUGGCCGUGAGGCUGUGGUGGGAGGUCCUCUUCUGCGACAUGCGCGCGUGCGAAAAGUCGGGCAUCUCCAUCAGCGCCUCGUUGGCAACGGCGACCACGCCCCUGCCCCGCAAUGCUUCCGAUGCCGACUUGGACCAGAUCGCUGCUGCCUCGACUGCACCUGCUCCAAACGCUAUGCUGCAUGUCCCAAACACAGAAUGCCUCUUCAUCCUGCUCCGAGCCGAGAUCGCCCAGUUCCAGCUCCACCCGCCGUGGUCGCAACAGCAUCCCGACCACCACCUCGCCAACCAUCCCUUCCGCUCCACCCAGCUGUGCAAGCAACUCUUCUCCCGCGCCUCGUGCCAAACCUCCACCCUCGCAUGUCGUCUCGCCGCCGUCGACGCCUUUGACACGUACAUCGCCACGCGCUACUUCUCCCGCCCCGAGACGGCCAGCAGCACGUUGGUCCGGUAUGCGCAGCAUCACGCGCGCACGUGGAUCUCCAAAAUCCGCCUCUUUGUGCACCUCAACCAGCGAUCCGUCGAAAACGAUGCCGAGGUGAUCCGCAUCUGCACCGUACAGAUCGAGCUGGCGGCCAAGCUGAUCGAGACCAAGGAGUUUGUGCGCUACCAGUGGUAUACGUACCAGCAGCUGCCGUUCUUCUCGUUUGUGAUCCUGUUGGAUCUGCUGCGACGGCAUACGAGGGGCGGGCUGGUGGAUCAGGCGUGGAAGGCGAUAGAGGGCAGCGCGGUCAUCUGGCGUCCCGACAAGGGGAAUAGCGUGGUGAAGGACCGCAGUCGAGCGACGCCGAGCACGUCGCAGAGUGGAGGCACAGGAGGAGAGGGUGCGACGCCGAACAUCUACGCCAACUGGACGGAUCAGAACGAUUCGCGCAAGCUGCAGAUUCGAGGGACGAUGCUCGCAGCGCUGCUGGUGGCGGCGUGGGAGAAGCGUGCGCAGGCGGUGGCGAGUGAGUCGCCGACGGGACGUGUGCCGGAUGAGCCGGCGAUCGUGGCUGCCAUGCGGUCCGCUGCAAUCAAGCACCACGACUACGCCACUGCGACGGGUGCGCACGAGACAGCGACGCAGGGGAAUUCGGCCGACCAACAAGCGGCCUACGACCUCGCCAGCUUUGCAGCGGCGCAGCCGGACACACAGUGGCAAGGGGGCGCAGCAGAUCCAACCGCUUUCAUGGCUUUCCUCGAUCCAUCGCUCGCAACAUCGUCGGCGACGGUGGACGACAUGCUCAAUCUCAACUCGCUGCUGCAAUCUAGCAUCGAUCUGGAUUGGAGCGGGUGGGUGCAUCAGAGCUGGGGCACGCCUGCGGAUAUGACGUCUUCGGCCGAUUUCAUACCUUCUCUCUAG
This is a messenger RNA of Kalmanozyma brasiliensis GHG001, 2598 nucleotides long. RefSeq names its product Zn(2)-C6 fungal-type DNA-binding domain protein. The record is from RefSeq and is a predicted model, not a curated record. The coding region runs from base 1 to 2598 and encodes 865 amino acids. Gene Ontology annotation, biological process: DNA-templated transcription; regulation of DNA-templated transcription. The transcript has a single exon. Lineage: Eukaryota; Fungi; Basidiomycota; Ustilaginomycetes; Ustilaginales. Gene Ontology annotation, molecular function: DNA-binding transcription factor activity, RNA polymerase II-specific; zinc ion binding; DNA binding.